CCUCGGAGGCUUGCAAUCCCCCCAUCUGCUCCCGAGUCCCGACACGGGCCCCGCCCCGCCCCCGUCACCGCCGCGGCGCCGGCGACCGUUUCCUCCUCCUCCUCCGCUCGAGGAGAGGGCCAGCGGCAGGAGACCGGUCAAUUCAACAGGACCGUCCCAUAUGGGCGCGGAGGCAGAGCACCCGCAGCAGCAGCAGCCUCCGUCCGCCGUCCGUCCCGGCAGGGCGGCGGCGGCGCCCGCGGUGCUGGGGCUCCAGCUCUCCGCGCUGAUCGACCACGUCGCGCGCGUCGACUGGUCCCUCCUCGACCGCGUCCCCGGCGACCGCGGCGGCUCGCAGCAGGUGUCCAUUGACGAGCUGAAUCAUAUUCUUACUGAAGUGAAUGCCCACAUCCUUUCUUCCCGCAAUGAUCUGACUCCAAUAACUACAAUAGCCGGUGGAAGCGUUGCCAACACAAUUCGUGGGCUCUCAGCUGGUUUUGGGAUAUCAACUGGAAUAAUUGGAGCUUGUGGAGACGACAGCCAGGGCAUUUUGUUUGUCAACAACAUGAGUUUUAGUGGUGUCGAUCUCACAAGAUUAAGGGCCAAAAAAGGGCACACUGCUCAGUGUGCGUGCUUGGUCGAUGCAAGCGGCAAUCGCACCAUGCGGCCAUGCCUAUCUAGUGCAGUCAAAAUGCAGGCCAAUGAGUUUAGAAAAGAGGAUUUCAAAGGUUCCAAGUGGCUUGUUGUGAGAUAUGCACAACAGAACAUGGAACAGAUUAUUGAAGCUAUUAGGAUUGCUAAACAGGAAGGCCUUUCAGUAUCAUUAGAUUUGGCCAGUUUUGAGAUGGUUCGUGACUCUAGGUCAAAACUCAUUAACCUUUUGGAGACUGGCAACAUUGACCUUUGCUUCGCCAAUGAGGAUGAAGCUAGAGAGGUUAUAGGGGGAGAUCCGACAUCAAAUCCAGAGGAGGCGCUUGCAUUCUUGGGCAAGUACUGCAAAUGGGCCGUGGUGACACUUGCUUCAAAGGGGUGUAUGGCGAAACAUGGCAAACAGGUCGUUCAAGUGCCGGCGAUCGGGGAGAGCAACGCGGUGGACACGACUGGAGCAGGCGACCUGUUCGCGAGCGGGUUCCUGUACGGGCUGGUGAAGGGGCUGCCACUUGAGGAGUGCUGCAAGGUGGGGGCGUGCAGCGGCGGGUCGGUGACGCGGGCGCUGGGCGGGGAGGUGCGGCCGGAGAACUGGCAGUGGAUGUACAAGCAGAUGCACGCCAGGGGCCUACUGCUCCCUGAGCUCAAGAACUGAACUGCUGCUGCUGCUGCUGCUUCUGUUGCUGCUGCGUAUUAGCAGCACCAGCUGCUGUAUCUCACCACUCCUAAGAGGCCAUUAUCCAGCCUCCCGUUAUUGAUUGUCGCGGUUGCCUUACCUGUUUGCUAGAAUAUUGUUGGUUUACCAUGCUUGAUUCAUGGCAUGGUGAAGGGCAGGCUGGCACAUUAGUUGAUUUGUUGAUGAACCACUCCUAAGAUUGAAUCAGUCGAAUGGAGUAUAUUGAUAACAUCAUGUGUGUGGCUGUGUGCUAGCUAGUGUACUUGAGUAAUUUGCCUUGCCUUGUUAGAAAAUGUGCUUGACUUGCUUUGUUAAGAAGCCUCUCUGGUUCUUCAGUUUAAGUUGUCUGUUGUUCAUCUAAAAGAUUAAUUAAAGCUGAGUAAUAUUCUUUUUUUUUUGCGAAAGCUGAAUAAUAUUCGUUAGAUAAGAUACACUUCAACGUCAGUUAGCGUUGGACGCCCGCCCCGCCCAGUCCUUGUCAAUUUGUGGGCCUAAAUGGAAGGCCCAGUCGGUCGGCCCAGCUGGUAGCGUUCCGUCGAGAAACGCUCCUCGUCAUCCUCGCGUCUCCGGCCUGCGCCUUCCAGACGCCUCCAAUCCGGGUUUCCAAACCGUCUCGGAGAAGAAGAGGAAGAGGAACACCUCACGGCGAGGUACGCGGGCGCCAAUCCGACCCGAGAUUGGCCUCUCCAUUUCCUACCCCAUCCUCCUUCUGGCGGCCCUAGCAGCUCACGCCCCAACAUCUGGCAGGUAGCCGGCGGCGGAGCAGCAGCGCCUUCUCCUUUGACGGGCAACCCGCCCACUCCUUCGGCGCCGCGACCCAUCUCCUCCCGUCGCUCCCCCAGCGCCCGUCGCUCCCCACGCGGUCGGGCCGUGCGCCGCCCUCCACGCUCCCCUGCGCACCCGCAGCUCGAGUCUGGCUGGUGCGGCAGCACCCUCCCUUCCCACGGCUUCUCCGUUCUUUCUCUCGGCCUCGGUCUUCCUUUCCUAGCGGCGACGACAGAGCGAGUUGCGCUGCCCGUUGUUCGUCGAGCGACGGGCGCUUCGCCGGCGACGGACAUCCGACAGGGGUAUGCCUGCCUAUUCCCCUCCCUUCCAUCCUGCUGCGCGAAAUCAAACACCCAAACCCGUAACAUAUGGUAUUUGUAUUCGGAUCUGACCAUGAUUAUACCUACUAAAUUCGAUCUUUAUGCAAUAGUUACCCCUAACACCCAUGUCCUAUACUGGCUCCGCCAUCCCACCCCACCCCCCGGAUCCUUCUAUUUGGCGAAUUAUGUUUGUGUUGAUUUGGGACUACGAUUUGUGAUACCUAGGGUUGUGCAGUUAUUCUGUUUAUGUUCCCGGUCAGAUCAGUUUUUUUUAAGUUCAGAUUAGUUUAAUUGGUUAGCGCAGCAAAUUUGGGCUUUGUCAAAACAGGAUAAUUUGAAGUGUUGGUCUCGAUCUGUCUCUGGUGUCUGGUGGUACUGUUCAUUUGUUAGGACGCAAAAUUUUUGUGAUGGAAAGUAUACCUGAUGCUUGUGAUUGGAAUAUUUGAGGCAAGUGGAGUGCUCAACGUUGGUUUUCCCAUCUGGCAUGUUCUCCUAUGGUGAAACAUUGCUGAAAUCAACAUGUUGCCUUGAAGAACCAGGGUAUUCUUAUCCAGAAAUUAUGCUUUCUGACCUGUUUGAGUGGAAGAUAUUAUUAUAAGAGCUAUAGUGUCCAGCAGCAAACUGCCAGUGAUUUGUAGUGUAUUUUGGCAAAGCUAUUCUUUUUUAGUAGUCUAGCGAAAUCCGUGUUAAGAGGGUGUCCAGUCCACCAGCCAAUUUUGCCUUGACUUUUUAUGUGACUCCGUUAGGACCUUGCUUGUGCAGCUUGUUCUUGGAGGAGGGUUUGCUGAGGAAGCCGCAGCCAGUUAGCCAUGUCGUCAUCCGUGCUGAGGGCUGCGGCUGACAGGGCCAUCCGGAGGCAGGCCCUCACGCUGACGGAUGCCGCGGCAUCCAGGAUCAAGCAACUCCUCAGCCUCAGGCAGCGGCCGUACCUGCGGCUCGGCGUCAAAGCCCGAGGCUGCAAUGGCCUCUCAUACACGCUCAACUAUUCCAAUGAGAAGGGGAAGUUUGAUGAGCUGGUCGAGGAGAAAGGGGUUAAAGUGCUUAUCGACCCCAAGGCAUUAAUGCAUGUUAUUGGCACCAAGAUGGACUAUGUUGAUGAUCCACUGAAGUCCGAGUUUGUGUUCAUAAACCCAAAUUCCAAAGGGGAGUGUGGCUGCGGUGAAUCCUUUAUGACUACAAGCAGCAAAGGGUCCUCAUCAUGAUGCGUUUUGCAUUGUAAAUGCAUAAGCAAAGUAUCGGAGGCCUCGGCUACUGAUUUUGUUGGGUCUGUUAUGCUGCAACCUUGCAGGACAUGCCACAAGAGUGGUUCCCUAAUGGACGCACCUAACUUACAUGUACUUCUUUGUUCACCCCAGCCAUGUUAUAUACAUGGAGUGAUUUAUCCAUGAUCUGUAUAUUUUGCUGGCUCACGAUAUGAUACCUCGAAAGUUUAUCAAAUUUUUAGUGCCA
Molecule: messenger RNA, 3837 nt
Organism: Panicum virgatum (switchgrass)
Lineage: Eukaryota; Viridiplantae; Streptophyta; Magnoliopsida; Poales; Poaceae
Product: iron-sulfur assembly protein IscA-like 1, mitochondrial
Exons: 10
Coding region: 161-1282 (373 amino acids)
Biological process (GO): iron-sulfur cluster assembly
Cellular component (GO): mitochondrion; cytoplasm
Molecular function (GO): 2 iron, 2 sulfur cluster binding; kinase activity
Source: RefSeq, a predicted model, not a curated record